Triticum turgidum subsp. durum (durum wheat) is the source of this 1296-nucleotide messenger RNA. The record is from the annotation of a GenBank genome assembly. NCBI's taxonomy places the organism in Eukaryota, Viridiplantae, Streptophyta, Magnoliopsida, Poales, Poaceae.
AUGCGCCUUGGCCCUGGGUCAUUGUGGUUGGUCAUGGAGGCAAUGUCCGCAUCGGGGGUCGUUAAGGAGGCCAUCCGGAGUGUUGCGGCGGCCGUAGGUAGCCCGAUGGUCAGGUUGUGGAGGAACUCCAAACCCGACCUCGAGGAGAUGCGGAGAACCCUUGUCCUGCUGGAGGCCGGCUUGAGAGACGCCGAGCGGCGGUCCAGGGACGAGGAGGCGGUGCGUUUGUGGCUAGAACAGGUCAAGGCCGUCGCUCGCGACAUCUCGGCGCUCUUGAACAGCCGCCGCCGCCGUCGUGGAAGGGUUUUUGCAAAACUUAGUUUGGUUAAGAAGAUAGAAAAGCUAAAGGAGAAACUGAAGGCAGUGGAAGAGAAACGCCAUAUAUUUGGUUUCACCUUCCAUAACAGCUCAACUAUUGAGGAUACAUAUGCUAAAAGGGAAACAAUAGCAUGUGUUGAUGAUGAAUUUACAAUUGUUGGUCGAUCAAGAGAGAAAGAGGAGAUAGUAAGGACUCUAUUGCAGUCCGAAAGUAAAACGACCAUUCUUCCCGUCCUUGGUCUUGGCGGAAUGGGUAAGACCACUUUGGCAAAACUAGUCUUCAGUGAUAGCAGAAUGCAAGAUUUUGAGAGGAGGGCAUGGGUACAUGUUUCCCAAAAGUUUAAUAUGCUAAGAAUAGUAAAAGCUGUUAUAUCUCAAUUUGAAGGGACUGCUGAUGGCUUUGAUGAUCUGCAGUCUCUAUACAAUCAACUAGAGAAAAUUUCUAGUGGCAAGAAGUGCUUAAUUGUGCUGGAUGACUUGUGCGAGAGUGACAUUGAACUGUUGCGCAAACUGAAAUUAAUGGCGAACUGUGGAAAAGAGAGGAGAAUGGUUAGGAUAAUUGUAGCAACUCGUAUUGAAGCAAUUGCACAUGAAUUGUCUACAGUUAGUCCUUAUAAAUUGAGGCCUUUAUCGAAUGAUGACUGUUGGAAUGUGUUCGAACAAAUUGCUUUUCAGUGGACAAAUGAAGGAGAUCUGCAUGUGCUAGAAGCUAUUGGAAGAGACAUUGCUAUUAAGUGCAAAGGUUUACUCAUGGCAGCUCAUGCUGUUGGAUCCAUGCUUCAUAAUAAAAAUGUUGACUUUUGGAAAGCUGCCAGAGAUAGUAACACUUGGGAUCAAUGUUCUUCUCACAUCGAUGUCUUGCCGUCGUUGAGGUUGAGUUAUGAGCAUAUGCCAUCUUAUUUGAAAUCAUGCUUUGCCUACUGUGCCAUCUUCCAAAAAGGUUCCACCAUAGAUAAGGACAAACUAAUUCAACAGUAG